Molecule: messenger RNA, 1660 nt
Organism: Populus nigra (black poplar)
Lineage: Eukaryota; Viridiplantae; Streptophyta; Magnoliopsida; Malpighiales; Salicaceae
Product: probable protein phosphatase 2C 13
Exons: 2
Coding region: 297-1442 (381 amino acids)
Biological process (GO): protein dephosphorylation
Molecular function (GO): cation binding; protein serine/threonine phosphatase activity
Source: RefSeq, a predicted model, not a curated record
UGUGGAUCUAGUUUCGUGGCCGUCUCAGUCUCUUCAAAAUCUUAACGCCCACGCGUCGGUCACCCACUUCACGAACCCCAAAUAAAUAAAUUCAAGGAGAACUCAAAUCAGAACCUGCUUCGAUAUAGGAACCCUAAUCUCACCCAAAAAACAAGACACGCACCAUAAAAAGCAAUUCUCUGAUUCUAGAAUCCGAAUCGAUUAAAAAUCAAAACCAAAAAUUUCGUUUCUUUCGAAGAGCUGAAAAGAAAGAAGGUGAAUUUGUGUUAAAAAAAAACGACUUCGUGAUUGAGAUUAUGAUAGUGAGUAGUCGAAAAACGGUGACCGAAACAGCAGACAUGAUGUGUAAUGUUAUUGAUGUGCAAUAUCAACUCUGCCUGGCUAAAGAUCAGCAGAACAUGACUCCUUCCACUCCUGUUUUUGAUUCGAUUUCCACAGAAAUCUCGCGUUUUGAGUCGGUUGUGAGCUGCACAGAGACCCUUAAUGAAACUGUUGUUGAGUCUUCUGCUGCCAAGCCUUUUCCAUGCAUCCGUUCUGGUAGCUAUGCUGAUAUUGGAACAAGGCUGUCUAUGGAUGAUGAACACAUUAGGAUUGAUGAUCUAUCUGCCCUCCUGAGUUAUUUCAAGUGUCCAAGUUCUUUUUAUGCAGUUUUUGAUGGUCAUGGAGGGCCUGAUGCAGCUGCUUAUGUCAAGAGGAAUGCAAUGAGAUUGUUUUUUGAAGAUUUUGACUUGCCACAAAUAUCAGAUAUUGAUGAUAUCUUCCUAAAAGAACUGAUUAAUUCCCAUAGAAAAGCAUUUUUGCUGGCUGACCGUGCAUUGGCUGAUGAAAGCAUUGACAGUUCAUGUGGAACGACAGCAUUGACUGCCCUAGUUCUUGGAAGGCAUUUAGUGGUUGCAAAUGCUGGUGACUGCCGAGCAGUUCUAUGUAGGAAAGGAGUAGCUGUUGAUGCGUCUCAAGAUCACAAGCCUUCUUAUUUGCCAGAACGUAGGCGGGUUGAGGAGUUGGGUGGUUAUAUCGAAGAUGAAUAUGUUAAUGGUUAUCUUUCUGUUACAAGAGCCCUUGGAGACUGGGAUUUUAAGCUUCCACUUGGCUCCACAUCACCUCUCAUUGCUGAGCCGGAUGUUCAACAGUUUAUGUUAUCAGAGGAUGAUGAAUUUAUGAUCAUUGGUUGUGAUGGUAUCUGGGAUGUUAUGUCAAGCCAGCAUGCUGUAAGCCUUGUCCGUCGUGGGCUUAGGCGGCAUAAUGACCCAGAACUCAGUGCCAGAGAACUAGUCAUGGAAGCAUCACGCCUCCAUUCAGCUGAUAAUCUCACUGCUGUUGUUGCCUGCUUCUCGUCACCUAAUCCUGUUGAGUCAUGCCCACCUCAGAGACGAAGGUUGAGGUGCUUCUGCCUCUCUGAGGAGGCUCGGAACAAGCUGAAGACCUUGUUUGAAGGCAAUUGAUUGUGCAUUCAAAUUAUUUCACAUUAUUUACUGAUAUUUGAUAUGGUAAAGAGUUUUUAUCUGUUUGUGGCUGUUUCAGAUGGUUUAGAAAAAAUAGCCAUCAGUUUUGUAGGGUAGAGGAGAAUGCGGGAUUAGGGUAAUACAUCAAGUAAGAUGUGAGUCUCUGGUGUAAUGCAGCCAGUAGUUUUUAUCUGUUUCUUGUUUUGUUCUCGCUUUUA